GGCGCAGUUCCUUGCGAGGCUCAGUACUGAAGUUUUGUGAAGACUUGAGAGAGAAAUGGCAGUGAAAUUUGCGGUUGUGUUGGCUGUGGUGGUCGCAGUUCUUGCUGAUCAGAGCUCCCAUGUCACUUUCAGUCUGGGCGAGAAAACCGCCGUCAGUCACGGCUCUACCCAUCACCACACUCCCAGGCACCCACGCCCAACCUAUCACCCUAGGCCCACUUAUAAACCAAAGCCCAUGUACAAACCUGAACCUGCUUAUAAGCCAGAGCCAGCUUACAAGCCUGAACCAGAGCCGGCCUACAAGCCUGAGCCUGCCUACAAGCCAGUGCCAGCUUACACACCUGCCCCAUCAUACAAGCCAGAACCAGCAUAUACCCCAGCGCCAGCAUACACACCAGUACCUUCAUACACCCCAGCUCCUUCUUACAAACCAGAGCCUACAUACAAGCCUGAACCUGCUUAUCAUCCAGAGCCCCUCUAUCGCCCCGAACCUACUUAUGCUCUUCAGCCUGCUUAUCCUGAACCUGCUUAUCACCCUGCUGCUUACCGUCCUGAGCCAACCUACGGGCACAAGACUUCUUACCUUCCACAGCCAUCCUACAAGCACCCAGAACCAAAAGUACCUAACUGUGCUGCUGAGUCAGCAAAACCCUGGUGCCUGGAAGACAAAGAGUACCCAAGUUACGAGAUCAAAGCAGCCGCUGAGUACCACUACGAGAAGCUCCUGUCCCUGUAUGCUGAUGUGGCUGACCUCAACACCGAGUUGUCAGUUGAGCGCCCGAUGUACCUGAAGGAGGAGACCUAUCUCUGCCCAUCUGAGACAGCUUACGUUAUGCCUCUCCGUGCCCAAAACACCGACGGUAAGUGGAGGGUGAUCGUUAACAACAUCGACGUCCAUUACGAUACCCUCACGCAGACGACCCGUAUCGAAGAGUGCCUCGCCUACCAUAAAGCCUGUCCUCUGGUGCCCAAGUGUUACGAGUCAAAGUGCGUCCAGAAGUCUGUGUACCAUCGCUUCUUGGUCUACGACCCUUACGACCAGUACUUCCCAUUUGCCAUCGAGACCUUCAGGCUUCCAGCUAGCUGUGCUUGCCUCCUGGGUGGUUACACCAUCGACCACUAAAGUCAACACAUCGCAGAACUCUCGCCUAAUUGAAUAUGAUUCUCAGAACCUUUAUAUAUAUUUAGAAACCCUUGUGAGUCUUACUUAGUCUAAGAGCACAAGCGGGGGGCGUUACCCAACAGCAUUCCAGAAAGGAUUGAUUCUGUUGAAGCUCAAUGCUUGAAAACGCCGGUACGUGAAGAAAGCAGUUCUCUAGUCAUAACAAAGAAAGAUGUCUAUUUUUUUUAUGUAUAUUUAUUACUCUAGGUUUACUUCAGCUCCUGUAUCUCGCAUGGAACAAAAAGCACGAAAGAA
Messenger RNA from Macrobrachium nipponense, 1417 nucleotides. Its product is annotated as adhesive plaque matrix protein-like. Gene Ontology annotation, molecular function: growth factor activity; Toll binding. The coding region runs from base 56 to 1123 and encodes 355 amino acids. Lineage: Eukaryota; Metazoa; Arthropoda; Malacostraca; Decapoda; Palaemonidae. The transcript is spliced from 2 exons. Gene Ontology annotation, biological process: central nervous system formation; innate immune response. Gene Ontology annotation, cellular component: extracellular region. The record is from RefSeq and is a predicted model, not a curated record.